Molecule: messenger RNA, 1155 nt
Organism: Clonostachys rhizophaga
Lineage: Eukaryota; Fungi; Ascomycota; Sordariomycetes; Hypocreales; Bionectriaceae
Source: the annotation of a GenBank genome assembly
AUGGCCGAACCCACUGGAGCAGUUGAGAGGCUCGCUCUCAUCCGGGAGAAUUUGGCCGAGUUUCUGAACCCUGAGAUUAUUGAGAAGAUUUUGGCUGAAGGGGGCCAUCCCAAGAUUUACUGGGGAACGGCAACAACUGGUCGCCCUCACUGCGGUUACCUGGUUCCUGCUAUGAAGAUUGCCCAGCUCCUGGCCGCUGGCUGCCACGUUACCGUUCUUCUCGCCGAUAUCCACGGGUUCCUCGACAACCUCAAGGCUCCCAUCGAAUUGGUCGCUCUUCGUGCCGAAUACUACCGCUUGAUUAUUUCCUCUAUGCUCAAGGCAGUUGGAGUACCGAUCGAUAAGCUCAAGUUUGUUCUUGGAAGCUCUUACCAGAAAAGCCCUGAAUAUGUCAUGGAUGUCUACAAGCUGGCGUCUGUGGUAUCCGAGCACGACGCCAAGCGAGCAGGAGCCGAAGUGGUCAAGCAGACCGAUAAUGCUCCCCUGAGUGGCCUUCUCUACCCCAUCCUGCAGGUCUUAGACGAGCAGUACCUGGAUGUCGAUGCUCAAUUUGGAGGGUUGGACCAACGAAAACUGUUCAUUGCUGCCAAGGACUGGCUCCCAAGACUGGGAUACCGCGAGCGUGCCCAUCUAUGCAACCCCAUGGUGCCUGGCUUACAAGGCGGCAAAAUGAGCGCAAGUGAACAAGACAGUAAAAUCGACCUCCUUGACUCACCAGAGGUCGUAACGAAAAAGAUCAAGAAGGCCAUGGCCGCCCCUAAGGUUGUAGAAGAGAACGGCGUAUUGGCAUUCGUUGAAUACGUUUUACUUCCUGUCUCGGCCUUGAAGGGAAACCGAGAGUUCCGUGUCGAUCGUGAGAGGGAUGGCCUUGAGCCUCUCGUUUACACAACCAUCGCGCAGAUGCACGAGGACUACAAAAACGACGUGCUGACUCCUCAACUGCUCAAGCCUGCAGUUGCCAAGGCUCUCAAUGAGCUUCUUGCCCCAAUCAAUGAAGCCUUCCAAGCAUCUCCUGAGUGGCAAGAAAUCGCAGAAAAGGCAUACCCUGCCCCGGUUAAGGAAAAGAAGAAGAAGGUCAAGGAUAAGGGAACCCGCCACCCUGGCGCACAACAAAAAGAGCUUCCAGUUCGCCCCGCCCCCAAUGCCGAGCAAUAG